Messenger RNA from Rhodamnia argentea, 939 nucleotides. Its product is annotated as LOB domain-containing protein 42. The transcript has 2 exons. NCBI's taxonomy places the organism in Eukaryota, Viridiplantae, Streptophyta, Magnoliopsida, Myrtales, Myrtaceae. Gene Ontology annotation, biological process: regulation of gene expression. Bases 64 to 813 code for a protein of 249 amino acids. The record is from RefSeq and is a predicted model, not a curated record.
UCCGUACGUGCACUCUCACUCUAUCUCUAUCUCUAUCUCUGUGUGUGUGUGUGUACGUCGGCCAUGAGAAUGAGCUGCAACGGUUGCAGAGUCCUCCGCAAGGGCUGCAGCGACGACUGCGUCAUAAGGCCCUGCCUACAAUGGAUCAAGUCCGCCGACGCCCAGGCCAACGCCACCGUCUUCCUCGCCAAGUUCUACGGCCGUGCCGGCCUCAUCAACCUCAUCAAUGCCGGCCCUCCCCCCCUCCGCCCCGCCAUUUUCAGGUCGCUGCUCUACGAGGCCUGCGGUCGGAUCAUCAACCCCAUAUACGGGUCGGUCGGGCUGCUCUGGUCCGGUAACUGGGGCCACUGCCAAGCCGCAGUCGACGCCGUCCUCAAGGGCUCCCCCCACAUCAUGCGACACCCUUCGCUGGAUUCGGGUUCGACCCCCGCCGCGUCUCAGCCCUUACCUGCCCUCAAGCCCUACGACAUCCGCCACUUCCCCAAGGAGGGGGGCUCGCAACACCUCCACGGGGUCGGGGUCCGGGCCCGGCCCCGGUUCAAGCGCCCCAGGCUCGGCGUCAACCUGAAGCCGGACAGCUGGCUUUAUCCGGAGGCAAGCUACGCGACGUCGCCAGAGGACGACAGCGGGUUCUCCGUGGAGACCGUGGAGGCUGAACCCGAGGACCGGUCCCAGCCAAGCCGGAGCUUGGCGUUCGAAGGUCGUGAAAGUGAUGAUGAUGGGAUCGGGUUGGAGCUCACUCUGGGUGUGGCUCAGAGUCAACAACAGAGCGUCUCAUGCAAAUCCGAGGCUGAUCACGGUCAUCACUUGUGAAUGAGAGUUGCCAGGAAAAGAGACGGAGAGAUACAGGAAGAGGGGUUUUUGUUGAGGAUUAAAAUUGACAUGAUCGUCGUCAUCAGCUGAUUUGAAGCAGCGCAGUUGAGGUUUUAAUGCUCAAUU